AAACGAAGAGUGGCGCAUAUGUGGAUUUGUUUGUAAUCAUAAACUGAUCAAAAGCAGCGUAGAAUGGCUCGAAACAUUUUGUUGCGGAAAAAUCAACUCGCAUUUAUAGCUUCUUCACAUAAACACUAUGCGACAAAAGCAGCUACAAAAGUAAUUUCUCGACCUGACCGCUGGAAGAGUGUCAUCGGUCUGGAGAUUCAUGCCCAGAUACAAACCGCCUCCAAAUUGUUCUCGGGCUCGGAGGUAGCAUUCGGGGCCCCCAUCAACACCUGCGUGUCACUGUUCGAUGCCUCAACACCUGGAACGCUCCCUGUGCUGAAUCGGAAAUGCGUCGAGCUCGGCGUUCGAACUGCUCUUGCACUGGACUGUGAGAUCAAUCCGGUUUCAAUGUUCGAUCGGAAGCACUAUUUCUACGCUGAUUUACCGGCCGGUUAUCAGAUAACUCAACAGCGGGCUCCUCUAGCGAGAAGUGGGACGUUAAGAUUUCCCGUUUUCGUUCCCGGCGUUACGCGCAAGCCGUACUACAAAUCUGCUCGAUUGCUGCAAUUGCAGUUGGAACAGGAUAGCGGAAAAUCGCUGCACGAUCCCGUGGAGCGGAAGAGUCUGGUGGAUCUCAACCGAGCUGGUAUUCCGCUGAUGGAAUUAGUGUUUGAGCCAGAUCUUGAAACGGGAGAAGAGGCUGCCGCUUUGGUAAAGGAAAUGAUUCUGAUUCUCACUCGCUUGGGUAGCUGCAAUUGUAGAAUGGAAGAGGGUGCUCUCCGGGUGGAUGCCAACAUUUCUGUGCACCGUGAAAACACGCCCCUAGGGACUCGAACUGAGGUAAAAAACAUCGGUUCGGUCCGGGCGGUUGCACAAGCCGUGGAAUACGAGGUUGAGCGGCAAAUCGGAAUACUGAACGAAGGUGGCCGUAUUUUCAAUGAAACCCGGGCGUGGGAUGCUGUUAAGCGGAGAACCAUCGCUAUGCGAGACAAAGAAGUGGUUCAGGAUUAUAGAUUUAUGCCGGAGCCGAAUUUACCACCGCUACAUGUUCGCGUUGGAGGGACACUUUCGGAUGGGGAUACAGUAGAUGCAACGCAAAUUCUGGCAGAUCUUCCAGAGCUACCGGAGGCGACACGGAAUAAACUGGUGGAAGAACAUCUGCUCACACCCGAAAUGGCUAUUAUUUUGGUGAACGACAUCACGCUCCACUCCCAUUUCCGAGCCAUAGCAGAAACAUCCAACAAGGAUGCCCGAUCCCCAAAGACUGUCGCCAAUUUUCUCAUAAACGAACUGCUAACUGUGUUGAAUAAAAACAAAAUUGAAAUUGAAGAGUGUAAAAUCACCUCCGCGCAUCUCGCCGAAGUGGUCGAUAUGCUGGAGAGCAACACAAUCAAUCCGUACCUAGCGAGGCUCAUCCUACAGGAAGCGCUUGAAAAUGUAACAGAAAGCCCCUCUGAGAUAGCCAAACACAAGGGCUGGCUGAUGAUAACCGAUGUUGGGCGGAUCGAAGAGUACUGUAGGAAAGUCAUCAAAGAUAAUCCAAAGGUGGUGGAGAAGUAUCGGAAUGGUAAGGACAAAAUGUUAUACGCGUUGGCCGGAGAAAUAGCCAAGCUGUCAGACCAGAAGGUGGACAUGGCGAAGGCAGUUGACUUGUUGAAGCUUAUGUUGAAGAACAAAUAAAGUUAGCUUAUUGA
Messenger RNA from Toxorhynchites rutilus septentrionalis, 1673 nucleotides. It is a transcript of the gene GatB, whose product is annotated as glutamyl-tRNA(Gln) amidotransferase subunit B, mitochondrial. The coding region runs from base 64 to 1659 and encodes 531 amino acids. The record is from RefSeq and is a predicted model, not a curated record. Gene Ontology annotation, molecular function: glutaminyl-tRNA synthase (glutamine-hydrolyzing) activity. NCBI's taxonomy places the organism in Eukaryota, Metazoa, Arthropoda, Insecta, Diptera, Culicidae. Gene Ontology annotation, biological process: glutaminyl-tRNAGln biosynthesis via transamidation; mitochondrial translation. The transcript is spliced from 5 exons.